Oncorhynchus nerka (sockeye salmon) is the source of this 2535-nucleotide messenger RNA. RefSeq names its product dnaJ homolog subfamily C member 1-like. The transcript is spliced from 12 exons. Gene Ontology annotation, cellular component: endomembrane system. The coding region runs from base 457 to 2055 and encodes 532 amino acids. The record is from RefSeq and is a predicted model, not a curated record. Lineage: Eukaryota; Metazoa; Chordata; Actinopteri; Salmoniformes; Salmonidae.
AUUUUCUUUUUGAAGUCCUAAAUAGAGAUCUGUUCCCAUGAUGAGGCCUGUUGUAGUUUUUUUUUAAACUAGCUACGUGUACCUAGACUGCCGGGAGACGAGCAAAUCAUGACGUGUCAGGUUGCUUCCCGUUAUUUUGUAUUAUAACCCAAGAUGAAAGUUAAGGUAGGUAGUUAAAUAUCGUUACCUAGUUAUUCAUCUUGCAAGGAACACUGUUGCUUCACCAGCCAAAGUUUACUGGUCUUGGGCAGGCUUUUGCUCCAGCCCUACUCUAACCACAUACGAUUUUUACUCAUCUGAUUCAGCAACGCAUCAGGACCUUGAGCAGCUGAAUGAGGUGUGUUGAAAUAGGGCUGGAACAAAAGCCUGCACGCCCGUCAGUUCUCCAGGAGGAGGGUUGGCCACCAUAUGGACAAACUGAGUACAUGAUCGUGUUGAAUACAGUGCCGUCCUGCAAUGGAGUCAUCCAAGUUAGUGUUGAAUACAGUGCUGUCCUCCAAUGGAGUCAUCCGAGUGCCAUGUCUUUGUAGGACUCCGUUAACCUUGGAGGAUGCCUCGUCGACGGACAUCAGAAAGGCCUAUCGCAGGCUGUCGCUCACGCUGCAUCCUGACAAGAACAAAGAUGCAAAUGCUGAAACCCAAUUCAGACAGUUGGUGGGCAUCUAUGAAGUAUUGAAAGAUGAAGAGAGGAGACAGAGGUACAAUGAUGUCCUGGUCAACGGGCUACCGGACUGGAGGCAGCCAGUGUUUUAUUACAGGCGGGUGAGGAAGAUGAGCAAUGGGGAGCUGGGCUUCCUGCUCUUCCUCAUCCUGACCGUGUGCCACUAUGUAGUCAUCUGGUCCGUCUACCUGGAGAAGCAGCUGGAUGAACUUCUGAGCAAGAAGAAAAAGGAGAAGAAGAAAAAGACGAGUAGCAAGAGUGCUGAAGAAUCGCGUUUUAUCGGACAGGAAAAAAUAGAGAGGUCACAUGACAAACCUCAUUGGCAGGAUAUCCUGCCACUCAAGCUGAGCACUUGGCUUUAUCUCUCUGUCAAGUCCCUCCCCCAUGUCAUACAGGACGCCAAACAGUAUUACAAAGAUUAUAAGGAGAUGAAGAUCCGAGAGAAAGAGGAAGUGGAAGCCAUGGCACUGGCAGAACAGGAUGCUACUACAAUAAAAGAGAAACGAUCCAAAGUGAAGAAGCCGAAGUUUGAGUUCCCCGUUUAUGAGCCUUCCCUUACGGGCGCAGACAGCGAAAACUCACUGGCGUAUGACCAGGGAACGUCUAUCGAGGAGAUCGAAAGCCAGCUGGAUGACUGGCUCGAGGAUAAGAAGUCUCAGAAGAAGAAGGCUCCGGAGUGGUCAGAAGAGGACAUCACUCUUCUGACAAGGAGUAUGGCCAAGUUCCCUGGGGGAACACCUGGACGCUGGGAGAAAAUCGCCCACGAACUAGGAAGAUCAGUGACCGAUGUUACUGCAAAAGUCAAACAAGUCAAAGAUGGUCAAACCAACACAUCAGGGCUGGUGAAACUCUCUGAGCUCAAGGCCCAGGGCAGCAGCGCUUUCCCAGGAAAGGGCUCCAUAGCUGGGGCCGGAGCCGUACCUGACAGCUUAAUGACCCAGCGUGAAGACCCCCAGCCCCCGGCAGCAGCCAUGACAGAGGGGACAGAAUACAGCGGCGGAGGGGACGAAGAAGAGGGCAUCCAAUCCGGUGGUGUCAGGAGGAGAGGUAAAAAGACGGGGGGUGGAAGGGCGGGGGUUGAGGCUAAGGGACACAGACAGAGGGACUUUGACUACACAGCUGCAGCCGAGAAGGACAGCGGAGACGAGCAGAGUCCGCCCCCCUCUUCAGUCCCACAACCGUCCAAGGAGAAGGCCACUGCGGAGACUGACGACGUCUGGACCCAGAACCAGCAGAAGCUUCUGGAGCUGGCCCUACAGCAGUACCCGCGAGGCACCACGGAACGCUGGGACUGGAUCGCCAAGGUGGUUCCGGGGAAGAGAAAGGAGGAGUGUAUGAUUCGUUACAAACUUUUGGCUGAGCUGGUGCUGAAAAGGAAGCAGGCCAAGAGUUGACUCCCCUCAAAGACCGCCAUCUUGAAAUCAGUUUUCUUUUGGAUCCCCCACAAUGCAACAUUGCAGGGUGUGUCAAAACGUUUGGCAGACCCCAGUUUAAGUCGUGUGUACACAGUUUAUUGCCUAAUCUAUCCCCUUUUCCUGGCUACCCUUCAAUGUGAUCUAAAAGGAUGGAAGGAAAUAUAAUGAAUAAUACACAUACCAUAUGGUUGCUUCAACCUGUCUGGUUAUUUUAUCUCUUAAAAGGACAGAAGAGGACCUGGGAGAAGGGACUAGGGCCCAUCGUCUCAUGUCUGUCAUGUGCCUUAGCUCCGCCCAAAGCAUGCCAUCCAGCCUCCUCUCUAUGGACUGCCAUGUGAGGAGUGUUCAGCACACCAACAACAACAAAAAUAUCAAUACUUUUUUUGCUGUGUCAUUUUAAAUCGCACAUGUACUGAAUAUAACUUGAAGGAAAUAAAUGGUUUUAUUUAUUUACAUGGA